Molecule: messenger RNA, 4294 nt
Organism: Sceloporus undulatus (fence lizard)
Lineage: Eukaryota; Metazoa; Chordata; Lepidosauria; Squamata; Phrynosomatidae
Gene: COPA
Product: COPI coat complex subunit alpha
Exons: 33
Coding region: 110-3784 (1224 amino acids)
Biological process (GO): retrograde vesicle-mediated transport, Golgi to endoplasmic reticulum; endoplasmic reticulum to Golgi vesicle-mediated transport; intracellular protein transport
Cellular component (GO): COPI vesicle coat
Molecular function (GO): protein binding; structural molecule activity
Source: RefSeq, a predicted model, not a curated record
CCCAUAGACUCUCUAUGAUCCCCGACCGGAAGUGGCGAUGGUGUUGGCUACGUGGAAGUGGCUGACAGAGGAAGAUUGAACCUAAAGGCAGACCUUCUCCCCGAAGAGGAUGCUGACCAAGUUCGAGACCAAGUCUGCGCGCGUCAAAGGGCUGAGCUUCCACCCCAAGCGGCCCUGGAUCCUCACCAGCCUCCACAACGGCGUCAUCCAGCUCUGGGACUAUCGCAUGUGCACCCUCAUUGACAAAUUCGAUGAACAUGACGGCCCAGUCAGGGGUAUCGAUUUCCACAAGCAGCAGCCUCUCUUUGUGUCCGGAGGAGAUGACUACAAAAUUAAGGUCUGGAACUACAAGCUCCGUCGCUGCCUUUUCACCCUCUUGGGGCACCUGGACUACAUCCGCACCACCUUCUUCCAUCAUGAAUACCCCUGGAUCCUCAGUGCUUCCGACGAUCAGACGAUCCGGGUUUGGAACUGGCAGUCCAGGACUUGCGUUUGCGUGCUGACCGGACACAACCAUUACGUGAUGUGCGCCCAGUUCCACCCUUCGGAGGACCUCGUGGUGUCGGCCAGCUUGGACCAGACUGUGCGGGUUUGGGAUAUUUCUGGCCUAAGGAAAAAGAACCUCUCCCCUGGAGCUGUGGAGUCUGAUGUCCGAGGGAUCACCGGAGUAGAUCUUUUUGGUACAACAGAUGCGGUGGUGAAGCAUGUCCUCGAGGGACACGACCGAGGUGUGAACUGGGCUGCCUUCCAUCCCACCAUGCCUCUCAUUGUGUCUGGGGCCGAUGAUAGGCAAGUCAAGAUUUGGCGGAUGAAUGAAUCGAAAGCCUGGGAGGUGGACACCUGCCGCGGCCAUUACAACAACGUCUCCUGUGCCGUGUUCCACCCCCGCCAGGAGCUCAUCCUUAGCAACUCGGAGGACAAGAGCAUCCGCGUCUGGGAUAUGUCCAAGCGCACCGGUGUCCAGACUUUCCGCAGGGACCAUGACCGCUUUUGGGUGUUGGCGGCUCACCCUAACCUUAACCUCUUCGCUGCAGGCCAUGAUGGAGGCAUGAUUGUCUUCAAGCUGGAACGCGAGAGACCCGCCUACGCCGUUCAUGGCAACAUGCUCUACUAUGUGAAGGACCGCUUUCUCCGUCAGUUGGACUUCAACAGCUCCAAAGAUGUCGCGGUGAUGCAGCUGAGAAGUGGCUCCAAGUUCCCUGUGUUCAACAUGUCCUAUAACCCUGCAGAGAAUGCUGUCCUCCUUUGUACGAGAGCCAGUAACCUGGAGAAUAGCACCUAUGACCUGUACACCAUUCCAAAGGAUGCCGAUUCCCAGAAUCCUGAUGCUCCUGAAGGGAAGCGCUCAUCCGGACUGACAGCGGUCUGGGUUGCUCGGAACCGCUUUGCUGUUUUGGACCGGAUGCACUCGAUUCUGAUCAAGAACCUGAAAAACGAGAUCACCAAGAAGGUUCAAGUUCCCAACUGUGAUGAGAUCUUCUAUGCCGGCACCGGGAACCUGCUGCUAAGGGAUGCUGACUCCAUCACCCUCUUUGAUGUGCAGCAGAAACGGACUCUGGCCUCCGUCAAAAUCUCAAAGGUGAAAUACGUCAUCUGGUCAUCUGACAUGUCCCAUGUGGCUCUCCUGGCAAAGCACGCCAUCAUGAUUUGCAAUAGGAAGCUGGAGUCGCUCUGCAACAUCCAUGAGAACAUCCGGGUCAAGAGUGGCGCUUGGGAUGAGAGCGGGGUUUUCAUCUACACCACCAGCAACCACAUCAAAUAUGCUGUGACCACUGGCGAUCAUGGCAUCAUCCGCACUCUGGACUUGCCCAUCUACGUGACACGGGUGAAGGGGAACAAUGUCUACUGCCUGGACCGUGAGUGCCGCCCCCGGGUGCUGACCAUCGAUCCAACCGAGUUCAAGUUCAAGCUGGCUCUAAUCAACCGGAAAUAUGAUGAGGUGCUCCACAUGGUGCGUAACGCCAAGCUGGUUGGCCAGUCCAUUAUCGCCUACCUCCAGAAGAAGGGCUACCCUGAAGUUGCCCUACACUUCGUGAAGGAUGAGAAGACCCGGUUCAGUCUGGCUCUUGAGUGUGGCAACAUUGAGAUUGCCCUGGAGGCAGCCAAGGCCUUGGAUGACAAGAACUGCUGGGAGAAACUGGGAGAGGUGGCCUUGCUCCAGGGGAACCACCAGAUCGUGGAGAUGUGCUACCAGCGCACCAAAAACUUUGACAAGCUCUCCUUCCUCUACCUGAUCACAGGCAACCUGGAGAAGCUGCGGAAGAUGAUGAAGAUUGCUGAGAUCCGUAAGGACAUGAGUGGCCACUACCAGAACGCCUUGUACCUGGGAGAUGUGGCUGAGAGAGUGAGGAUCCUGAAGAACUGCGGGCAGAAGUCCCUGGCCUACCUCACAGCUGCUACUCAUGGCUUGGAGGAGGAAGCCCAGAGCUUGAAAGAGACCUUUGACCCAGAAAAGGAAACAAUUCCAGAUAUUGACCCCAACGCCCAGUUGCUCCAGCCGCCGCCUCCCAUCAUGCCUCUGGACACCAACUGGCCCCUGCUGACGGUCUCCAAAGGCUUCUUUGAAGGCACAAUCGCCAGCAAAGGCAAAGGAGGCGCCUUGGCAGCUGACAUCGACAUUGACACCGUGGGCACCGAAGGCUGGGGGGAAGAUGCCGACCUGCAGCUGGAUGAAGAUGGUUUUGUGGAUGCUGGGGAAGGCUUUGGGGAUGAAGCCCUGGCCAAAGGCCCAGAGGAAGGAGGCGGAUGGGAGAUCGAAGAGGACCUUGACCUCCCGCCUGAGCUGGAUGUCCCUGCUGGUCCCACCGGGGAGGCAGAAGACGGCUUUUUUGUACCACCCACCAAAGGCACCAGUCCUGCCCAGGUCUGGUGUAACAAUUCCCAGUUGCCCGUCGACCAUAUCCUGGCCGGAUCUUUUGAGACAGCCAUGAGGCUCCUUCAUGACCAGGUGGGAGUAGUCACCUUCGCCCCCUACAAGCAGCUCUUCCUGCAGACUUAUGCCCGGGGACGGACGACCUACCAGGCCCUGCCCAGUCUCCCCGCCAUGUAUGGAUACCCCCAUCGCAACUGGAAGGAUGCUGGCUUGAAAAACGCCCUGCCGGCUGUUGGCUUGAAGCUGAACGACCUGAUCCAGCGGCUGCAGCUGUGCUACCAACUGACCACCGCCGGAAAGUUUGAGGAAGCGGUGGAGAAGUUCCGCUCCAUCCUCUUGAGCGUUCCUCUGCUGGUGGUGGACAACAAGCAGGAGAUCGCAGAGGCUCAGCAGCUGAUUGCCAUCUGCCGGGAGUACAUUGUGGGGCUCUCAAUGGAGAUUGAGAGGAAGAGGCUGCCCAAAGACACCCUGGAAGAGCAGAAGCGCAUCUGCGAGAUGGCCGCCUACUUCACCCACUCCAACCUGCAGCCUGUCCACAUGAUCCUGGUCCUUCGAACAGCCCUCAACCUCUUCUUCAAGCUCAAGAACUUCAAGACAGCCGCCACCUUCGCUCGACGCCUUUUGGAACUGGGGCCCAAACCUGAAGUGGCUCAGCAGACCCGUAAGAUCCUCACCGCCUGCGAAAAGAACCCCACAGACGCCUAUCAACUGAACUACGACAUGCACAACCCGUUUGAUAUCUGUGCCGCCUCCUACCGGCCCAUCUACCGGGGGAAGCCGGUGGAGAAGUGUCCACUGAGCGGAGCCUGCUAUUGCCCUGAGUUCCGGGGCCAGAUCUGCAGAGUCACCACCGUGACAGAGAUUGGCAAGGACGUCAUCGGCUUGAGGAUCAGCCCCUUGCAGUUCCGCUGAGUGAGCGCUGGGAUCAAGAAGCUUUCUUUCUGGGUGGAUUCCCAUCUGCCUUCGACUUCUUCUUUCUUCCCCCAUUUUUCAUUCCAUUUUAUUUUUUUGACCCUGCUCCCUUUGAACCAUCAGCCUCUCUUCCACUAACAACCAGUUCCUGUCCUUCAUACUGGACAUUCAGAGGGAAACCUAAGCCUUGGUGGUCUGAGACCCCCACUUGUUGCUCACUCCACAAAAAGCAAGUGGUGUUUGGUCUCUGCGCUUCCCUUUGUCAGGGUUGCGGGGCUCCCAUAACUUUCCAGUACCUCAGUCCAGCUUUGUUGGUCGUCUUGAUGGGCAUUGGGAGUGCAAAAGGCUGGAAGAAGCUGCAGGAAGGAUGCGCGAGGAGAGCGGAGUUAUGAAAAGAAGCAUUUGGGGUUGAAUUUCUCACACAGUGCUGGAGUAAAAACAUUGAAGAGGCUCACACAUACUUCUCCAUGUCUGCUCUUUGUCGAAACUUAAUAAAGUGAAGUUACUUAA